UAUUUCCGGCCCUGAUGCGGAGCGCGGGGCGGGUGUUGCAGCCGCUAUGGAGGGCUUCUCUUGGUAGCGCCCGAAGCCUGGCAGAGCGGGCCGGCUUUCUGCUCUUGUAACCAGGAGUAGCUUCUAGGGCGCCUCAAGCCGGGGCGGCCUGGCGCAGCGGUGAGGCGGAGCUGCUUUGUGGCCUGUUGGAUUCCUAGCAGACGUUUACCUGUCCAAGGCAGUAGUGAAAAUGCAUGUUAAGUCAAUCAUCCUUGAAGGAUUUAAGUCCUAUGCUCAGAGGACUGAAGUCAAUGGUUUUGACCCCCUCUUCAAUGCUAUCACUGGUUUAAAUGGUAGUGGGAAAUCCAACAUAUUGGACUCCAUCUGCUUUUUACUGGGCAUCUCCAACCUCUCUCAGGUUCGGGCUUCUAAUUUACAAGAUUUAGUUUACAAAAAUGGGCAGGCUGGUAUAACCAAAGCCUCAGUGUCAAUCACAUUUGAUAAUUCUGACAAAAAGCAAAGCCCUUUAGGAUUUGAGGUUCAUGAUGAAAUUACAGUAACAAGGCAGGUGGUUAUUGGUGGUAGAAAUAAAUAUUUAAUCAAUGGAGUAAAUGCAAACAAUACCAGAGUACAAGAUCUCUUCUGUUCUGUUGGCCUUAAUGUUAACAACCCUCACUUUCUCAUCAUGCAGGGCCGAAUUACAAAAGUAUUGAAUAUGAAACCUCCAGAGAUUUUGUCCAUGAUAGAAGAAGCAGCUGGAACCAGGAUGUAUGAGUACAAAAAAAUAGCUGCCCAGAAAACUAUAGAAAAAAAAGAGGCUAAGCUGAAAGAAAUUAAGACGAUACUUGAAGAAGAGAUUACUCCAACUAUUCAAAAAUUAAAAGAGGAAAGAUCUUCCUACUUGGAGUACCAAAAAGUAAUGAGGGAAAUAGAACAUUUGAGUCGUUUAUAUAUUGCCUAUCAGUUUUUGCUGGCUGAAGAUACAAAAGAACGCUCAGCCGAGGAGUUAAAAGAAAUGCAAGAUAAAGUUGUAAAGCUUCAAGAAAAAUUGUCUGAGAAUGAUAAAAAAAUAAAAGCACUUAGUCAUGAAAUAGAAGAGUUGGAAAAAGGAAAAGAUAAGGAAAUUGGAGGUAUACUCCGAUCUUUAGAAGAUGCUCUUGCAGAAGCUCAGCGAGUUAAUACUAAAUCUCAAAGUGCCUUUGAUCUCAAGAAGAAAAAUCUGGCAAGUGAAGAGAACAAACGCAAAGAGCUAGAGAAAAAUAUGAUUGAGGAUUCUAGAACUUUAGCAGCAAAGGAAAAAGAGGUUAAAAAGAUAACAGAUGGGCUGAACGCCCUUCAGGAAGCAGGUAACAAAGAUGCUGAAGCUUUGGCUGCUGCACAGCAACACUUCAAUGCUGUUUCCGCUGGCCUGUCGAGCAGUGACGAUGGGGCCGAAGCAACUCUUGCUGGUCAAAUGAUGGCCUGUAAGAAUGACAUAAGUAAAGCUCAGACAGAAGCCAAACAGGCGCAGAUGAAGUUGAAACAUGCUCAACAAGAAUUAAAGACUAAACAGGCUGAAGUUAAGAAGAUGGAUAGUGGCUACAGGAAGGAUCAAGAAGCUUUAGAGGCUGUGAAGAAACUUAAAGAAAAACUUGAAGCCGAAAUGAAAAAGCUAAAUUAUGAAGAAAACAAAGAGGAAGGACUUCUGGAAAAGCGCAGGCAGCUAUCUCGUGAUAUCAGUAGAUUGAAAGAAACAUAUGAAGCUCUCUUAGCCAGAUUUCCUAAUAUUCAAUUUGCCUACAGGGAUCCAGAGAAGAACUGGAAUAGAAAUUGUGUGAAAGGACUUGUAGCUUCCCUGAUUAGUGUGAAAGAUACUUCUGCAACCACAGCUUUAGAAUUGGUGGCUGGGGAACGGCUCUACAAUGUUAUAGUAGACACAGAGAUUACUGGAAAAAAGUUACUAGAAAAGGGGGAAUUGAAACGUCGAUACACUAUAAUUCCACUCAAUAAAAUUUCAGCCCGAUGUAUUGCUCCAGAAACUCUGAGGGUCGCUCAGAAUCUUGUUGGUCCUAACAAUGUUCACGUGGCUCUUUCCCUGGUUGAAUACAAACCAGAACUUCAGAAAGCAAUGGAAUUUGUCUUUGGAACAACGUUUGUUUGUAAUAAUAUGGAUAAUGCAAAAAAAGUGGCCUUUGAUAAAAGGAUAAUGACUAGAACUGUAACUCUAGGGGGUGAUGUGUUUGAUCCUCAUGGGACAUUGAGUGGAGGUGCUCGAUCCCAGGCAGCUUCUAUUUUAACCAAGUUUCAAGAACUCAAAGAUGUUCAAGAUGAGCUGAGAAUCAAGGAGAAUAAGCUACAGACUCUAGACGAGGAAUUAGCAGGUCUUAAAAACACAGCUGAAAAGUAUCGCCAACUAAAACAGCAAUGGGAGAUGAAAACUGAGGAGGCAGAUUUAUUGCAAACGAAGCUUCAGCAAAGCUCAUAUCAUAAGCAACAAGAAGAAUUAGAUGCUCUUAAAAAAAUCAUUGAGGAAAGUGAGGAGACCUUAAAAAAUACCAAAGAAAUUCAGAAAAAAGCAGAAGAAAAAUAUGAAGUAUUGGAGAAUAAAAUGAAAAAUGCAGAGGCUGAAAGGGAGCAAGAACUGAAGGAUGCUCAGGAAAAACUGGAUUUUGCCAAAACGAAAGCAGAUGCUUCUAGUAAGAAAAUGAAAGAAAAACAACAGGAAGUUGAAGCUAUCACUCUGGAGCUGGAAGAGCUCAAGAGAGAGCACGCAUCCUAUAAGCAACAGCUUGAAGCUGUAAAUGAAGCUAUCAAAUCCUACGAAGUACAGAUUGAAGUAAUGGCAGCUGAGGUGGCUAAAAAUAAGGAGUCUGUAAAUAAAGCCCAAGAAGAGGUGACCAAGCAAAAAGAAGUGAUAACAGCCCAAGACAACGUAAUUAAAGCUAAAUAUGGCGAAGUAGCAACACAUAAGGAACAAAACAAUGAUUCUCAGCUUAAAAUUAAGGAACUGGACCACAACAUCAGCAAACAUAAACGGGAAGCUGAAGAUGCUGCUGCAAAGGUCUCCAAAAUGUUGAAAGACUAUGACUGGAUUAAUGCAGAGAAACACCUCUUUGGGCAACCUAAUAGUGCCUAUGAUUUCAAAACCAACAACCCAAAAGAAGCUGGUCAGAGACUUCAGAAGUUGCAAGAAAUGAAGGAGAAACUGGGGAGAAAUGUCAACAUGAGAGCUAUGAAUGUUCUGACAGAAGCUGAAGAGCGGUAUAAUGACUUGAUGAAGAAGAAGAGAAUUGUAGAAAAUGACAAAUCCAAAAUCCUUGCAACUAUAGAAGACCUUGACCAGAAGAAAAACCAAGCCCUAAAUAUUGCUUGGCAAAAGGUGAACAAGGACUUUGGGUCUAUUUUUUCUACUCUCUUGCCUGGUGCUAAUGCUAUGCUUGCACCACCAGAGGGGCAAACUGUAUUGGAUGGUUUGGAGUUCAAGGUUGCUUUAGGAAAUACUUGGAAAGAAAACCUAACAGAACUUAGUGGUGGUCAGAGGUCGUUAGUAGCUUUGUCAUUAAUAUUAUCCAUGCUCCUCUUCAAACCUGCUCCAAUUUAUAUCCUGGAUGAGGUAGAUGCAGCCUUGGACCUUUCUCACACCCAGAAUAUUGGACAGAUGCUGCGUACUCAUUUCACACAUUCUCAGUUCAUUGUGGUGUCACUGAAGGAGGGUAUGUUCAACAAUGCAAAUGUCCUUUUCAAAACCAAGUUUGUGGAUGGUGUUUCUACAGUAGCCAGAUUUACUCAGUGUCAAAAUGGAAAGAUUCCAAAGGAAACCACAUCCAAGGCAAAAGGACCCAAAUGACCACAUCUGGAAGUUAAAAGUACAAAUUUACUCCUUCACCUUGACCUGUUUUUUAAACAAAGAACUUUGGCUUUACUUAUUUAUGUAAAAAUGUAAUGUUUUGUUACUUAACCCGUAUCUUCUCUUCCUUUAUGUAAUCACUUAUAAAUGAGUAUAGAUUCCUCUCUUCUUAAUUAGUGUAACUGUGGUCCAAUUACUGUGAUUGUGAUUUUAUGCAUGUCCUCAAACGUUUUCUUACACAAUUCUUUUAUAUAUAUAUAUUGGGGAGCCUGAGAUACAUGGUUGGUGGGUAAAUUCUGUUUGCAAAAUUAAAAAAUCAAAGAAACAUGAAAUUAAAUUAUAGGAUAAAUAUAGCUGAUAGUCAGCUUUUAAUUAGUUUAAUUCCUAAGGUAAUAUUAGUGUGUUUUCUGUUGUUAAGAAAGUCAUUUAGGUAAGGAAGACUUAUAAAGCAAGUAUCUGGACCAACAAUGGGAACACAAAGGAUGCUGUUAGGCAUGCAGGAGCUGUUUGUGGUUAGUUCUGUGAAGAUACAAUGCCAGAGCCCUGAUGUAGACUCAGUGAUGUUUGGAUAUCAUGUUUCUAUAUGCUUAGUAAUUGGUCUGUGCAAUCUUAAGUUUUUCAAAAGUCUUCACCGGUUUUUAAUAGAAGUCUGGGAGAAGGUCUGUUGCAUGCUGCCCUCCACAUUUAUCUGAAGUCUCCUGUUUUCAGAGAUUUUUGUCUGGCUUUUCAUAGUCCAAUCAGUACAGUCUAUUGGUGAAUGAGAAUGUAUUUAUUUUCCUUCAUUCUUAUACAUUUAUAAAAAGAUCCAUCUAUUUUACCAAAAGAACUCAAAAUUUGUUGAUUAUUAUAUUUCUUAAUGUCUUCUGCUUUCCAGUUCAAAAGGUUGAAUUUCCUUUAAGAACUCAAAAGAAGCACUACCACCCACCAUAAGAUUACUAUAUGUAGGUCCUGUUAUCUCUAGGUACAUUGCCAGAGCAGUGUCUCCAAACUUUGAAUCUUGAAAGCCCUCAUAUGAUCUAAUCCCAUCUUGAGUAUGUUAUUUUGGCCCCACAUCCCUUCUUGAUACUUGAGUCUUAUUAGUUCCUUUAUGUUAUCCUUCCUCUAUAUAUGCUUAUAGUUCUUGGCCUUGGCUUUAACAUUUCUCAUCCUUCCUUCUCAUGUCAGAUAACACAUCGGAAAGGAUUGAAUCUGGAGUUAGUUCUUGUCCAUUGUGGGAGGAGAGGGAGACAAAGCUGUAAAUGCUGAAGUACAGGAGGUCUAAUACCACAUAUGAGACAGACAGGAGUUUAUUUCCUCUCAAAUGCAUUGCAAAUUGUUUGCCAGUCAGUUCACACUUGCAGCAAGGUCACAUACCUGUUGACCACAACCCAGUCAGCACUGGCUAUUAGUUUUAUUACUUCUGAUUUGCUAGUUAUAAAAUGGUACUUCAUUGCUGUUUUAACUAGCACUUUCUCAAUAACUUGUGAGGUUGAAUAUUUUGCCAUACGAACCAGUUUUCUUUACUGCAUAUUUUCUGUGUUUGCUUCCCUAAUUUGUGUCAUAUAUAAUCUUGCUCUUGGAUGAAAAUCCUCAAACAUUAAAUUUUUGUUGAGUCAUGUUGUUCAUAUUCUUUGACUAGAAGAAGACAUGAAGGGGAAAUGAGGACAUUUAUUUCACAGAUCUGCAAUAAUAGGAGUAACUGACAUUUACUGAGCUCUUUUCUACAUCAGAUGCUAUUCUCAUUUGCACAUGUUCUCACAUUUGAGGUAAGUACUGUUGAUCAGCAUUAUAUAAUUGAGGAAACUGAGCAGACAAGUUAAGAAACUUGUUCACGGUGGCAACACAGUUAGAGGCAGAGCCAAGAUACCAGUCUUGGCAGCUGGUCUGCAGACUCUGAUAGAUUAUAUAUUACCCUUCUGAGAGGUGGAACAUUUGUGUGUGUUGUACGUAAUAAAUUUAAGACCCACCUCGAUGAGCAGUACGCAAAAUGUGAGAAAAUUAUUUUAGGAAGAAUGUCAAACAUUUGAAAAGGAUUCCUUUUUUUUGUUGGGUUUGGGCAUUUCAGGUACACUAACAAAGGCAAAAGCAAAAACUUGAGAAUCCCUUUUCUAAUAUGGCGAAGCAAUCAAAUAGGCCAGCCACUUCCACAAUCAUGUCAUCUGCAAAUCGGGGCAGGUUUUCUUCCUUUUCGAUCUGUGUGCCUUUUAUUUCCUUUUCUUAACUGCCCUGGCUUGAGGUUCCAGGCCAAUGUUGUGUAAGAGUAAUAAUGACAGCUGGCAUAUUACCUUUUCCCCAGAAUUCUGAGGAAAGCAUUCAGUCUUUCACCACCUAAAUGUUAGCUGUAGGCUUUUGGUUUACAUUCUUUAUCAAGAUAAGUUUCCUUCUAUUCCUAGUUUGAUCGCUUUUGUCAUGGAUGCGUUAUUGAAUUUUCAUUGCCCUUUCUGCAUUGAUUGAUAUGAUCAUGUAACUUCUUUAACCUGUUUAUAUUAUGAAUUACAUUACAUAAUUUUUGAAUAUUAAACCUACCUGGUAUUCCUAAAUUAAACCCCAUUUGGCCAUGGUCUAUAAUUCUUUUUAUGUAUAGGCAUACCUUGUUUUAUUAUGAUUCACGGAUAACUGCAUGUUUGUUUUUUUAUACAAAUUGAAGGUUUGUGGCAACUGUGCAGCAAGCAAGUCUGCCAGCACCAUUUUUCUGACAGCCUUUGUUCUCUUUGAGUCUGUCAGUUUGGUAAUUCCCAUGAUAAUUUCAAAUUUUUUCAUUAUUUGUUAUGGUGAUCCGUGAUCAGUGAUUACAACUCACUGAAAGCUCAGAUAGAUGAUGGUUAGCAUUUUUUAGCAAUAAGGUAUUUUUUAAUUAAGGUAUAUGCAUAUGCUGUCGCACAUUUAAUAGACUUAUAAAUAUUUUUAUAUGCACUGGGAAACCCCAAAUUUUGCCUUGUGAUACUUGCUUUGUUGUGGUUGUAUGGAACAGAACCUGAAAUAACUCCAGGGUAUGCCUUUAUUAGAGGAUUCUGUUUGCUGAUAGUUUGGUCAUGAUUUUUGUGUAUGUUCAUGAAGGACUUUGACCAGUAUGUUUUCUUUUUCUUUUCUGUUUUUCCCUACUGGCUUUCUUUGGUUUUGGGAUAAUGCUACCUUUAUAAAAUGAAUUGGGAAAUGUUCUUUCUUCCAUUUUCUGUAGAAUCAUAUAGAAUUUUUCUUAAUCCUUUAAAUAUUAGCAUUUUUCUGUGAAACUGGGCCUAGAGAUUGGGGGGUGGGAUGGGAGAAUGUAAAGUACAAUUUCUUUAAUAGUUAUGGGGCUACUUAAAUUUAUCUUUUAUAAUGGAUAGCUUUGUGUUUUUUUGUGGAAUUUUUUCCUCCUAAAUUGUCAAAUUUGUAAUUUGUUUAGCGGUCAUGGUAUUUCCUCAUUAUCCUUUUGAUGUCUUCAAGAUCUGAAGUGCUAUCACUUGUUUCAUUCCUGGUAUGGGUAAUUUAUGUUUUUUUCUCUAUGUCAAUCUUGCUGAAGUUUGUCGAUUUUAUUGUCUUUUCAAAGAACCAGUUUUUUGUUUCAUUGACUUACUUUAUUGCCUUUCAGUUUUCAAUUCUUUGAUUUCUGCUCUGUCCUUUUUUUCUGCUUGCUUUGGGCUUUGCUCUUUUCUAGCUUUAUGGUAGAAGGUUAGAUUAUUGACUUGAGACCUUUCUUUCUAGCAAGCUAUAUCAUUUAGCUUCAUCUCACAAAAUUUGGUAUGUUGCAUUUUCAUCUUUAAGUUCAAAAUAUAUUCUAAUUUGCUUUGACAUUUCUUCUGACUGUUGGAUUCUUUUGGAAUGUAUUUAAUUUCCAGGUAAUAUUUUCUUACAGAUUUCUAGUUUUUUCUGUUAUGGUCAGGAAUCCCUUUUUUGGGGGGGGGGGCGGUUAAAAAAAUGAUAGAUUUAGAAAACCAAAAGAGGUGCAAAUUCAAUGGUCUAAUAUUCCAUUUUCUAAAUAAAUAAGAACAAAGUAAAUAGAAAGGUGGAAAUAAUAAAAGGUAGAAGUCAGCAUAUAUAGGACCGAAGAACAGUGGAGAAAAAAUUAGUGAAACUGCUAACUGGUUCUCAAAAGAACAACAAAAUCAGUCUAAUAUCAAGAUGGAAAGAAGAGUUACUACUAUGGCUCUUACCUAAUUAAAAGGAUACCUAAAAAAAUUAUGAUUUUUUAUGCCAAUGCAGCAAUUUAGACAAAUUGGAAAGAUAAAACUCAACCAAAACUGACAAGAAUAGACAGAACCAGAAUAGCCUCACAUCUAUUAAUGCAAUUCAAAUGACUAUCCUCCCACAAGGAACACUUUAGUCCCAUGGGGUUUCACUUGUAAAUUUUACCAUUCAAGGAAGAAGUAAUAACAGUCUUUCAGAAAACAGAGGGGGAGAGGAACACUUUGAGAUUUGCAGACCACGGGCCUUAGGAGUGGAGGACCAAACUUCCCCAGAAGGUAAGGCCUAACUUCAUUCUCAUACAGAUGUCAGCGAGUCUGUUCAGGGUCAUGUCCACAUUCCACUCACCGCCUGGGCACCUGCUUGUUCUGCACAUAGCGCGCGCCUCCCCCCCCACCCCCCUCCUCCC
Messenger RNA from Mirounga angustirostris (Northern elephant seal), 8357 nucleotides. RefSeq names its product structural maintenance of chromosomes 2 (gene SMC2). The transcript has 25 exons. Bases 230 to 3805 code for a protein of 1191 amino acids. Gene Ontology annotation, molecular function: ATP hydrolysis activity; ATP binding; protein binding. Gene Ontology annotation, biological process: chromosome organization. NCBI's taxonomy places the organism in Eukaryota, Metazoa, Chordata, Mammalia, Carnivora, Phocidae. Gene Ontology annotation, cellular component: chromosome. The record is from RefSeq and is a predicted model, not a curated record.